AUGUCCCUGCUGUCUCAGUCCCUGCUGUCUCAGUCCCUGCUGUCUCAGUCCCUGCUGUCUCAGUCCCUGCUGUCUCUGUCCCUGCUGUCUCUGUCUCUGCUGUCUCAGUCCCUGCUGUCUCAGUCCCUGCUGUCUCUGUCUCUGCUGUCUCAGUCCCUGCUGUCUCUGUCCCUGCUGUCUCAGUCUCUGCUGCCUCAGUCUCUGCUGUCUCAGUCUCUGCUGUCUCUGUCCCUGCUGUCUCAGUCUCUGCUGUCUCUGUCCCUGCUGUCUCUGUCUCAAUCUCUGCUGUCUCAGUCCCUGCUGUCUCAAUCCCUGCUGUCUCGGUCUCUGCUGUCUCAGUCUCUGCUGUCUCUGUCUCAGUCUCUGCUGUCUCAGUCUCUGCUGUCUCAGUCUCUGCUGUCACAGUCCCUGCUGUGUCAGUCCCUGCUGUCUCAGUCCCUGCUGUCUCAAUCCCUGCUGUCUCAGUCUCUGCUGUCUCUGUCUCAGUCCCUGCUGUCUCAAUCCCUGCUGUCUCGGUCCCUGCUGUCUCGGCCCCUGCUGUCUCAGUCUCUGCUGUCUCAGUCCCUGCUGUCUCUGUCUCAGUCCCUGCUGUCUCAGUCUCUGCUGUCUCAGUCUUUGCUGUCUCAGUCCCUGCUGUCUCGGUCCCUGCUGUCUCAGUCCCUGCUGUCUCAGUCCCUGCUGUCUCUGUCUCAAUCUCUGCUGUCUCAGUCCCUGCUGUCUCAAUCCCUGCUGUUUCGGUCUCUGCUGUCUCAGUCUCUGCUGUCUCAGUCCCUGCUGUCUCGGUCCCUGCUGUCUCAGUCUCUGCUGUCUCUGUCUCAGUCUCUGCUGUCUCAGUCUCUGCUGUCACAGUCCCUGCUGUCUCAGUCCCUGCUGUCUCAGUCCCUGCUGUCUCAGUCCCUGCUGUCUCAAUCCCUGCUGUCUCGGUCCCUGCUGUCUCAGUCCCUGCUGUCUCUGUCUCAGUCCCUGCUGUCUCUGUCUCAGUCCCUGCUGUCUCAGUCUCUGCUGUCUCAGUCUCUGCUGUCUCAGUCCCUGCUGUCUCGGUCCCUGCUGUCUCAGUCCCUGCUGUCUCAAUCCCUGCUGUCUCAGUCCCUGCUGUCUCAGUCUCUGCUGUCUCUGUCUCAGUCUCUGCUGUCUCAGUCUCUGCUGUCACAGUCCCUGCUGUCUCAGUCCCUGCUGUCUCAAUCCCUGCUGUCUCGGUCCCUGCUGUCUCAGUCCCUGCUGUCUCUGUCUCAGUCCCUGCUGUCUCUGUCUCAGUCCCUGCUGUCUCAGUCUCUGCUGUCUCAGUCUCUGCUGUCUCAGUCCCUGCUGUCUCGGUCCCUGCUGUUUCAGUCCCUGCUGUCUCGGUCCCUGCUGUCUCAGUCCCUGCUGUCUCUGUCUCUGUCUCGGUCCCUGCUGUCUCUGUCUCGGUCCCUGCUGUCUCUGUCCCUGCUGUCUCAGUCCCUGCUGUCUCGAACGUGA
Messenger RNA from Knipowitschia caucasica, 1458 nucleotides. The record is from the annotation of a GenBank genome assembly. Lineage: Eukaryota; Metazoa; Chordata; Actinopteri; Gobiiformes; Gobiidae.